AUGACGAGCCAGCUCUCUCCACCGCGCAUCCUCCUCCUCGCCGUACACUUGGCCACCAGAUCCGAUGUCGACGGCUUGACUGCGCUCGCAGCCAAACACACCAAAGUCCUGCGAGAAGACCUCCUCCUCCGCAUUCUUCUCACCUGCCUGCCCGAGACCCUCAGGUCAGCCGAUUAUGUCGGCCUCAUCGAGCGUAUCGAGUCUGGCAGUCUGGACGUUGACAGCGAACGGCUCCGAGAAGUCGACUGUUCCUCCGUACAAGAUAUAACCGACGACGAGGCUGCAAAGAAAGUCCGCCGCCUGCGCCUGCUGCCACUAGCAUGGGAGCACGCCCCGCAAGACGCCCUGCAAGAUCCCCUGUCUCUCUUUCUUAUACGGCGCGCCCAUCGCGUCGACGAAGAGGCUGGGCUGCUUACCCAGCUGCCCGAACUGAUUGUCCCCUUCCUCGAUCACGUGCCCUGUAUCCGGACAUGGAUGAUCUCGGCCCUCCUCCCCUUGCUGCGCCGGAACCACGAAUAUUACCCACACGACCCCCUGACUCAGACCCUCUCCGCCUUUGAACGACUGGACCACCCCACUGCUGUCGCCCUGCUGCUCUCCCAGACUGGUGCUCGCGAAGAAGACUUGCCACAUAUUGGGAGAGACUUGCGUGGCCUGAUAGGCCCGUGGCUGUAUAACGAUGCGAGAUGGGCCCAGGAACGUGGGAAGGAUCCUCCGUCCGAGAAUAUCUGUCCGGCAUGGGAAGAGGUCCUUGAGUGGCUCACUUCCCAGGCCUCGAGGUCGUGGAAGGUUGCCGUCAAGGCCUUUGAUCAGUGGGACGGCCCAGCCGACAUUGACCUGGGCGGCUAUGGCUCCAUGUGGCUUGACGACGAACAACAGGGACUUCUCGAGCAAAGGUACGCCCGCGCCGCGCUGGCCUCGGCAUAUCUAAUCCCAGAAGCAUCCAUCGACGCUCUGUCUGGCGUCAAUAGCAUCAUUACAAAAAUCAUGGCUCUGAUGGAUCAGGACCCGUGUCCCACCUUGCAAGUCGCCUCGUCUCUGCUCCCACCCUUCGCCGACGUAGAGAGCGAGCACAUCCUCUCAACCAAGAAUGCUACUUACAUGCGGAAUGACCUGCUCAACGAAUCCAACCCUCUGACUACACCUAAGAAAUCCUCCACUCAGCUUCUACACGUUCUAACGCUCAGUGCCUUCAUCCUGACGAAAGCUGGCGCCCCCUGUAGUGUGCGAAGGGCGGGAGAGCUGGCUUUCCUGCAAGAUGAACGGGAACAGAUAGCAGAGGCUGUCAGAUUCAUCCAUUCGCUGAGCAACAACGGUCCGAAGAAUGAUGACAAGUACUGGAUAAGCGCCCGGAAUGAGCUGCUGUGGUUGCGAGACUGGGGUGCCGAGGAAGCUUCCGGCUCGUCGCAUUUUCGCAUACGAGGAGUCUUUGGUCAACUGCGGAGAGACUUCCUGGAGACUGAGUGUCUGAAAGCCUUUAUCUCUAAUACUCGCUAUUCACUGGCAAGGUCUAUAUAUGAAGACUCGCCCGAGUGUCCUCUCAGCGACCAGAUACUGCGCGACACCAUCAUUGCAGCAUCCAUGAACGCAUAUGAUAACGCUUCUAAUCUUCAUCGUGGGCGCGGUGGUCUGUUGAAAUGUAACGACAUUCUCCAAGCAUUUCCCAAGACGUUAGGGGAAAAGCAUCCAGAGCCGAGGCGCAUCGAAGCCUUGCUCAGGGCCAGCCAUGCCUUGAGCGAGUAUCGUCUCGUGCUGAAGAAAGGGGAGCCCUUCACGCCUGUGGUUCUACGGGUGCACACAGACCCCGUCUCGAUUGUUGGAAAAGUUCUUGAGCAAAACCCAAAGAGUUAUACUCGUGUCCAGGACUUCCUGGAGAUCGGAUCCAACAUGGUGGAUGCUGGACUACUAGCCAGUGACCAGCCUGGCAAGUCAAGCACCGCUUCGAAUGAGACUUCUGUGCAACAUGACAUCGUCAAGAGGCGCAUCAUGGCCAUGUGCGUGGACGCUGCCCUCACCGAGGAUGACUUUGAGACGGCAUAUUCUUAUGUCGUAAACCGUCUCGCCUCAAUCGCUGGCCCCGUCACCUCGACGACUGCUCCAGCUGUUGCUGAUGACUACUCCUGGAAAGCGGCCUUGCAGGCGGGUAAGUAUCGUCGCACGGCCCGGACCAUCAGACCAACACACAUUGGAACUGCUAGUGGUAAUCUCGAUAUCAGACACUUGGAGCAGAGGAUCGAGUGCUUAUCAACAGCACUUCGCAUUGCUCCUCCAACAACCCUCCAGGAGAUCCUAAACGUCUUCCGCAAAUGUGAAGAGGAGCUCAACGCCGCUGUCAAGGCCGAAGAAGCACAGGAAUCAGCUUGGGACGAUCAAGGGGACAUCCAAGCCAUGCCCGGCGCCUUCAGUAGUAUAGUCCCCGCUGGAGUGGUCAGAAACACGGGUGCAAGGUCCUCACGACAAGCUGAGGAGGCGCCCAUGUCACUCUUUGAUCUGUCCAAAGCGAGCAUGGCGCGAGCGCAGCGCAACUUCUCGGCGCUGGCGAGUUUGCAACGUAGUGAGCAUGCCAGAUCGGAUGAUGUAUACAGCGAAACGGACGAAGCUUCAGGCCAGCCGCGCACGCGGAAGAGAGACCAGCUCAGAGAGGCCGCCGUGGGAACCUUGGCGUCUGGUGUUGGUUGGCUGAUUGGAGCUCAGCCGGCGGCUAGGACAGCGGACAAGGAGUGA
Anthostomella pinea is the source of this 2724-nucleotide messenger RNA. NCBI's taxonomy places the organism in Eukaryota, Fungi, Ascomycota, Sordariomycetes, Xylariales, Xylariaceae. The record is from the annotation of a GenBank genome assembly.